Porites lobata is the source of this 1128-nucleotide messenger RNA. NCBI's taxonomy places the organism in Eukaryota, Metazoa, Cnidaria, Anthozoa, Scleractinia, Poritidae. The record is from the annotation of a GenBank genome assembly.
AUGGACGACAAAGCUUACCUCCGACCUGGGACUUCGGAGGGUUUUGAGAAAGCACGAAAUCUAAGGAUCUUGACACUUACAGAUGAAGAAAAAGCGAGAAAGUUGCCAAAGUAUGAUUGGCAGGAAAAGAUGGUCUAUGUGACUCCCGGAUCACAUCGUAUUUUCACUAAGUCUAGCGUCAUGGCCGACAAUGAUGAGAAGCUUGUAACUGAGGAUGAUCGGCACCACGUGAUCGUUCGGCCGAGGGCAAUAGUUGGAUCUUCAGGGAGUGUCUGGGCAAGCAAAACAAUUCGCUUGCGACACGAGGAUCCAGCAGCUUUUGAAGUUGAAAAGACAGAAACAAACGCUGAACAUUCUCUUGGAUUUCGCAAAUGCUGCGCUAGAUUGCACGAUGACCUAUUUUUGUACUAUGACAUGACAGAGUCGGACGACUUAAACAAAAUUACCGAAGAGCAUAACUGUAAAUUUUACGCCUAUGAAAAGCAAAGAGCAGGUCAUCUAAAACUAAGGCUGGAAAAAAUGCUGCAGUUGUCAGAGACAACAGAAAUGUCUGACCACAAUAAGUCCCUGCUUGCCUGUCGUGUGAUUCCGACCAUCAAAGACAUUUUAAAUGCCAUUGACGAGGUAGCAAACAGUGAUGCUCCAGUUGACACCGCAGAAUCUAGAGUUCAAUCUGUUUUGAAAGUGAGCCGUCCUUGAAAACAGGGUCUCGAAAUAGUUAGUGAUCUCUGCUUGCCACCCGUGAAGCCAAGAUGGGCAGAUUUGACGGAUGCCGGACCUGGGUUGGUGUUUCUAACUAUGAAGUUCGCUUUCGCGACGCUGAGUUGGCGCGAAUCCACAACUCGGAGUAUCGAGUACGAUGCCAUCGCUCGAGAGGUGACAGCGGGGCAAAGCGAGGCCGAGCGCACAAACUCGGCCAUUUCAGGCGCUCUUGUUGACGGUGCAACGCUGGAAUGGAAGAAGUACCGUCGAUUCGAAGAUCUCUCUGAAGACGAAAUCAAAGCCAUGUCUCUCCAUUCCUACGAACAGUACGAAAAAGAGCGUAUGGAAAAAAAAUGCUUGGCACGUUUGCAAGCAGGUCGCCGAAAGGAUAGACGACGCCCCUGUCCUGAAGGAUUACAUCACUAG